Messenger RNA from Cyclopterus lumpus (lumpfish), 3593 nucleotides. RefSeq names its product ankyrin repeat and SOCS box protein 2-like. Gene Ontology annotation, cellular component: cytoplasm. The record is from RefSeq and is a predicted model, not a curated record. Gene Ontology annotation, biological process: intracellular signal transduction. Gene Ontology annotation, molecular function: protein binding. The transcript has 8 exons. The coding region runs from base 1653 to 3419 and encodes 588 amino acids. NCBI's taxonomy places the organism in Eukaryota, Metazoa, Chordata, Actinopteri, Perciformes, Cyclopteridae.
CAAUAUUACUUUAUAAGUACUGUAUAGUAUUCACAUGAGGUUUCCCUAUAUGCAAAUGUAUUAUAAUAAAACAAUCCCUGAGUAAUCAUUUUCAAAUCUUGAAAUCCGUCAUUUUAUGUGGUUAAAUAACAACAUGCUUAUUAAUUCUCUAUGUAAAUUGAAAUUUUUUAAUGGCAUUGUUAUAAGGUGUCAAUAGACAAUAGAUCAGGAUAAUUAGUCUUCAAAAUAAAACAACAAAGAACACUAGUUGGUCUGUGCUGAAGUAGAAACUUUGGUUUGUUUUUUGGUUGUUUGUGAAAUUGUUUAAAUACAUGUGGCUCAUUGGCUUAGCUCAGUACAGAUGACUAAAAUAAAUGGUGUUAAAGUUUCUGAGAAUUAGCUUCAUGUUAUCUGUGGUUCAAGGAAAGGGAAAUAACAUUUGAUGUUUACAACAACAACCGCUGAGUGUACAGCAGCUAUAAUUUUCUCAGCGCAGACAUGUCAAAUGUAAACAUCUGCAGGUAUAAACUGCUUCUGCUAUUACUUUAAUUGAUGCCAUAUAGAUUAGCUUGUGGUCUAUCAAUGAAAAAACACCUCCCUCUUGUGGAGAAACUGCAGCCCCCUCAAAGUGAUAUAGUAUGUAAAUUACAAGGCUUCACGUUUAAAAAACAUGAAUUAUGUAACUGUGCCCAACCGUCACAAAUCAGUACCUGAUGUUUUUUAUAGGAGUUAUAGUUCUGCCUGACAAACUACUAGCCAGUGCGUAUUGUGUAUUGUGAUCAAUACCUGGGAUGUUGAAUUAUUUCAUUUUCUCUGGUGUGCAAACAUUACCAAAUGCUCGUAUGUUUCUGAGAAUUUGAGGGUUUUAUGGAGUUUACAUUCUACAAAUACACACAAAUGACAUAUGCUGGUGUUUAAAGGCACGAUUAUCAUACGUAUCUAGCAGUAUGCAGCUGAAUCAUGCUUCUCAGAUGGGAGACAGACAAUUUGGAAGAGAUACUGAGUCUUUAACUCAACUUGGAAGUUUGACCAAAACUAAAUUGAUUUAAACACACAAUUGUAAUCGCUGCUCUACUGUCAGUCGCUUCAGUACGUUAAAUAUACUUCAAAUAUAAUCAAUAAAAUGUAAACAAAAAAUUACUUGUAUAAGGAUCAUUGUGGGAAAUCCGACUCUUGGUAUUUCUAAAGUCUUAAUUACAACCCUGUCCAUUUGAUUAUAGCAGCUACCUCUUCUCUUUUAAGGACAUACCAGUAGGCUAUAGGAUUUAAAUAACGUUAUGGAUACAGCAGGACUGCAAUGUCUGUGGCAUUUACAAGUGUGUGUCUCGUGAAUUGUGAAGGUGAACCUUUAAUCUUCUGUAGAACUCAUUGUUAUCCUUUGCUGUGCUUUUCCUCACACUCGACCACAUUAUUCCUUUGAGAUUUGUGUUAUCUGAUUGUUUAACGUGGAAACCAGUUAGUCUCCGUGCCUAGAAAGACAUCUCGGCUGCAUUAUCUCCAGUGCUGUUGGCCGUAUCUGUGGAUGUCCGAGUCCCUUGACAUAUAUGGAGAAACCCGUCACCCUGCCGCCUGACAAUACCGUCCCAAAAUAAUCUGAGAGCGCACAGCUGAGCCCCGCUCGGCGCUGCACGCUGCGAAAGGAAACACUGCCGUGAAAUCUCUCCUCGUCAGUAAUGACGAAAUUCAUCUACUCUGAAUACUUAUCUCAGUUCCGCAAUGCUGGAGGUAAAUGUAACAAUGUUAUGUCGCGACUGCGAGGAGAUGCGAGGAGAGGAGACGGUCAGGGUGACGCAGCGUCAGAGCCGGAGGACGUUGAGCCAGUGGUCUUUGCCAUCAGGAGAGGGGAUGUGAAGGCUGUCAAUGAUCUGGCAACAUCCGCUCCUCUCAGCCUGCUGAAGGAGAACAAAGAUGGCUGGAUUCCUCUCCAUGAUGCUGCCAUCUGUGGACAGACAGAGUGCUUGAAGAUCAUACUGAGGGCCCAUCCAGGAUCGGUAGACAAACGUACCUUGCAGGAGCAGACGGCCCUGCUGCUGGCUGUGUCUUGUGAACACUUGUCAUGUGUGCAGUUCCUUCUGGAGACAAGUGCCGACCCCGACAUCAGCAGCAAGAACAAAGAAACCCCUUUGUACAAAGCUUGUGAGUUGGACAAUAUGGACAUGGUGAGCCUCAUUCUGUCCCAUGGGGCCACUGUGAACCAGCGGUGUGGUCAGGGGUGGACAGCCCUCCACGAGGCUGUGUCCAAGAACAACACUGAGAUCUGUGAGAUACUAAUAAGAGCCGGGGCUGCAAUCAACCCACCGAAUACUUACAGCAUCACACCACUCAUAGUGGCCGCCCAGCGAGGACAGAUGAGGGCGCUCUGCUACCUUAUUGAAAAAGGUGCAGAUGUGAACAUGCAGACAUGUGAUGGGGUCACAGCUCUGCAUGAGGCUAGUAAAAAUGGCCACAAGGAAAGUGUCGCAGUGCUGUUGACUAAAAACGCAGAUGCCAACAAACCCACCAACUCCGGAUUGCUGCCGCUCCAUAUUGCUGCCCAAUUUGGACACCACGAGAUCGUGUCCCUGCUGGUCUCAGUGACCAGUCGAGCCAGGCUCCGCCACAGUUGUGUCAGCCCCCUCCACCUGGCAGCAGAGCACAACAGACACACUGUGGCAGCUGUGCUACUCAAGACAGGUGCGGAUGUAAACACCACACUGGCCGACAGUCACUCCAAACAGUAUGCAGAUCGACGAGCAACGGCUCUCUACUUUGCAAUUGCCAACGGCAGCACCAAGGCAGCAGAGGUGUUGCUGAACGCUGGCGCUGAUCUUAGUCUGGACCCAGUCAGUCCUCUGCUGAUGGCGGUACGGCAGGGCUGUGUCAGCACUGUGUCCUUACUGCUGGAGAGAGAGGCCAACGUCCACGCCAGAAUACCCUCUUACGCCACUACGUUCCCCUCUGUUGUUGCCCUUUGCAUGAAUAAUUUGCUUCUCCUCAAGUGUCUUUUGGACAAUGGAUGUGAUGCCCUCUCCUGUUUUACCUGUACAUACGGCUGUGCCCCUCACCCAACAUCAGGGGGUUCCCACAUAAGAACAGUUGGCAGCAAUGGAAUUGUUUUGCAGACUGGUAAUAUGCUUCCUUUAAACUGCAGUGAGCCAUCAGAAAGAGCAACACAGUUCUGCGAGUGGAUCUCAACAUCCGUGAUGUGUAAAUGGGCAGGACCGAUCAUAGACUUGCUGCUGGAGCAUGUUGGUCAUGUUCAGCUUUGCAGCAAGCUCACUGAACUGCUGGACAGCCGAGAAGAAUGGCUCGCUGUUAAGAGGAAGUCAUCGUCACCUCGUCCACUGCUGCACCUUUGCAGAUUUAGGAUUCGGACCCAAAUAGGGAGACACAGACUGAAAUCUCUCACAAGCCUACCUCUGCCAGACAGACUGAUCAGAUACCUGAGCCUGGCUGACUGACUGACUUUAAUCUGAACUUCAAGCAAUAUAGGCAUCAUAGAUGUGACUAAAUUUAUCCAUUUGUGUUUCUUUUUUGAGCUGCAUCGAAUGUCUUUUAUCUGUAGAUGCAAUUAUGUGUAAAAUAUCUAUUUAUAACAAAUGUAAAACGUUACAAUAAAUUUCUUUAAUCUGUCA